Amaranthus tricolor (Joseph's coat) is the source of this 744-nucleotide messenger RNA. The record is from the annotation of a RefSeq genome assembly. NCBI's taxonomy places the organism in Eukaryota, Viridiplantae, Streptophyta, Magnoliopsida, Caryophyllales, Amaranthaceae.
AUGAAUAUUCCAUCAUAUUCACUUAACACACUAAAGGGGUUAUAUGAUAUAUCUGGUGUGGAAGUAGGCCAACAUUUCUAUUGGCAAAUAGGAGGUUUCCAAAUUCAUGGUCAAGUACUUAUAACUUCUUGGGUUGUAAUUGCUAUCUUAUUAGGUUCAGCUGCUAUAGCUGUUCGGAGUCCACAAACUAUUCCGACUGGCGGUCAAAAUUUCUUUGAAUAUGUCCUUGAAUUCAUUCGAGACGUGAGCAAAACUCAAAUUGGAGAAGAGUAUCGUCCUUGGGUUCCCUUUAUUGGGACUAUGUUUCUAUUUAUUUUUGUUUCGAAUUGGUCAGGGGCUCUUUUGCCUUGGAAAAUCAUACAAUUACCUCAUGGGGAGUUAGCCGCACCCACCAAUGAUAUAAAUACGACUGUUGCUUUAGCUUUACUCACGUCAGUAGCCUAUUUCUAUGCGGGUCUUACAAAAAGAGGAUUAAGUUAUUUUGGUAAAUACAUUCAACCAACCCCAAUUCUUUUACCCAUUAACAUCUUAGAAGAUUUCACAAAACCUCUAUCACUUAGUUUUCGACUUUUCGGAAAUAUAUUAGCGGAUGAAUUAGUAGUUGUUGUUCUUGUUUCUUUAGUACCUUUAGUGGUUCCUAUACCUGUGAUGUUUCUUGGAUUAUUUACAAGUGGUAUUCAGGCUCUUAUUUUUGCAACUUUAGCUGCAGCUUAUAUAGGCGAAUCCAUGGAGGGUCAUCAUUGA